AUGGCGCUGAAUACUAGGAAUGCAAUCGUUGCCGUUCUCCUCCUCGUCGUGAUGGUCUCAACACCAGCGGUAACUGCCCAAGAGGACUGCUGGGACAAAUGUUUCAAGGACUGCAAGGCAAAAAUGGCAAUGGAAGUUUGCAACCAAAAGUGCAUUGACUUUUGCAAAUCAUUUGUAAAGGAGAAAAAUUCAGCUAGAGAAGUUCUGAUGGUCCAAGGGGUGGACUCUGCCAAUACACUUCUUGCCGCCGCUGCUUUUGCCAAAGAGAGGCAAUCAGAACCAGCAACAGCAAAUCCCGAAUUCCUCUAUCUCCAAACUGGAGCCGGAGAAUAUGUUAAGAUGGCUGGCGAUAAACUCAAGGAGACCAAAACUGCCUCUCCAGAACAGGCCACUAAACUCAAGAAUGAAGCUACCACCUACUUAGAACGUGCCAAAGUCCUCAGUGAUAAAGCCGUGACCCCGUGA
Molecule: messenger RNA, 465 nt
Organism: Triticum dicoccoides
Lineage: Eukaryota; Viridiplantae; Streptophyta; Magnoliopsida; Poales; Poaceae
Exons: 3
Coding region: 1-465 (154 amino acids)
Source: RefSeq, a predicted model, not a curated record